UUUCUCCUCUGGCCAGAUGUUCUUGGCACACGCGCCUUUUACGCACACGGCCGCCGCUGCAGGUGCACGCGCUCAUGCUGUCUUCUCCUCGCUGGUGUUCGCGCAGGACGGCGGGCUGAAGUUGGAAGUCUCGCUCCCGGAGGCGUGAGCUCCAAAUGCAUUCGCUCCUGGGCCGGGAGAAGAAAGAAGAAGAGGCCGGGUUCGGGUUCGGGUCGGGGUUCGGGUUCGGGGUUGCUCUGGGUCUGUCUCCGGCCUCUGUGCCCCACGCUGCCACCAUGUUCAGCUGUGUGGGCUGCUUCUGGGUGCUCCUGUCCUCCGCUCUGGUCGCCGUCUGCAGCUUCAGCUUCAUCUCUCCCGCCUGGAUUGUUAAGGACCAGCUGAGGAGCCACCAGCAGCAGAGCCAGCAGAGCCAGCAGAGCCAGCACGGCGCCGGUACCGGUACCGGGAAGGACUCCGUGAGCUUCGGCUUGCUGUGGCACUGCUCCGAGUCCCUGGACCACAUGUACCGCUGCUACACCUUCGGGGGACUGGGGAAAUUCGCAGAGAUCCCCUCCAGCUCCUGGCAGACCAGCGCGGUGCUGUGUUCGGGAGGCUGCGCUCUGCUGGCCGUCAGCUCCCUGCUGGCCAUCAUCACCAUCUUCCUGCCCAGCGGAGGAUGUGAGCGGAGGAUCUGCACCCUGGCCGGAUACAUGCAGAUGGCCGCAGUGUUCAUCAUGGCCGCCGGACUGCUGGUCUACCCUUUCGGCCUGAACUCGUCACUGGUCAGAUCCUUCUGUGGGGACUCGGACAUCUACUACGCUGGCGAGUGUCAGAUCGGCUGGGGCUACAUGCUGGCCAUCGUUGGAGUCAUGCUCACCGUCUUCUUGCCCUUUUUUGCCAAAUAUGCACCGAAGGAGCAGCUGUCCCCGACCCCUCUGCCCACACUCUUAUAGUUAAUCCUCCUCCUCCUCCUCCUCCUCCUCCUCCUCCUCCUCCUCUCCCUUCUCUCUCUUUUCCUGCCCACUCCCACUAACCAGGGCUUGACGCCAUGAAAAGACACCUGCAUCUUGUUUUUUAAAAAGUUGAUGCUACUUUGGAAGCUGAAGCAGACGCUACAACAACCGAACCCGUCUUCCUGCAUCCAUCAUGUGAUUCAUUCAUCUGAAUACGGUUGAUUUAAAAAAAGGGAAGAAAAAAAUAUCUUUGGCUAUCAUUUCACUUUGAAAUGUUCCAUGGCUUUUCCACAGGUCUGUUUUCUUUAUGUCCGUUUUGGAAAUGAUUUUGGAAAAUUACCAUAAACAAGGCCAAUACUCACUCAAAGUCUUUUUUGUGGAAGUCAUUUUAAGAUACAUUCCAAAACAGACUGGAAUCUGUCUGCAAAUACAGAGGAAGCACGACAGUGCGUCACUUUGUGACUCGUGCAAUCAGUAAUGUUGCAGUAAAA
Salarias fasciatus (jewelled blenny) is the source of this 1423-nucleotide messenger RNA. It is a transcript of the gene lhfpl7, whose product is annotated as LHFPL tetraspan subfamily member 7. Bases 156 to 932 code for a protein of 258 amino acids. The transcript is spliced from 3 exons. NCBI's taxonomy places the organism in Eukaryota, Metazoa, Chordata, Actinopteri, Blenniiformes, Blenniidae. Gene Ontology annotation, cellular component: membrane. The record is from RefSeq and is a predicted model, not a curated record.